AUGUUUGCAUGGACAGAAGCCGAGCGCAGUGCUAUUGUUGGGCUGUGGGAACAGCUCAGUGUAGAUGAAAUCGGACCUCAGGCUUUGGCCAGGCUUCUGAUUGUAUACCCGUGGACACAGAGAUACUUCGCUUCCCUUGGUGACCUAUCCAGCCCCGCUGCCAUUAUGGGGAACCCCAAAGUGGCAACGCACGGUAAAGUUGUUAUGGGUGCUCUGGAGAAAGGCGUGAAGAACCUGGACGACAUCAAGAGCACCUACGCUGCGCUGAGCGAGAUGCACUCUGACAAAUUCCACGUGGAUCCCGACAAUUUCAAGCUUCUUACCGAAAGCUUAACCAUAUGUGUUGCCAUGAAACUGGGACCCUCCGUUUUCACCGCUGACGCGCAGGACGCUUGGAGCAAGUUCUUGGCUGUUGUUGUGUCUGCUUUCUGUGAACAGUCUCGUUAGGCAGUUCCAUGCAAAUCCAGUUCAAGCGGUUGACCGAACGCUUGCAAACGAAUAAACGAUUUAAAUGUA
Molecule: messenger RNA, 516 nt
Organism: Electrophorus electricus (electric eel)
Lineage: Eukaryota; Metazoa; Chordata; Actinopteri; Gymnotiformes; Gymnotidae
Product: hemoglobin subunit beta-2-like
Biological process (GO): hydrogen peroxide catabolic process; oxygen transport
Cellular component (GO): blood microparticle; hemoglobin complex; haptoglobin-hemoglobin complex
Molecular function (GO): oxygen carrier activity; peroxidase activity; haptoglobin binding
Source: RefSeq, a predicted model, not a curated record